Molecule: messenger RNA, 4873 nt
Organism: Morone saxatilis (striped sea-bass)
Lineage: Eukaryota; Metazoa; Chordata; Actinopteri; Moronidae
Product: SITS-binding protein
Exons: 11
Coding region: 337-2418 (693 amino acids)
Source: RefSeq, a predicted model, not a curated record
CAGAAAGUGCAGGGCAAGCAAGACAGCGUCUUAGGAGCUAUUCGUAGGCAUUGCUGCCAAACCCGGCUUGGGGCUGCUCACGAGCUCACUGCAGCCAAUGCAACUUACAAAUCCAACUCUUUUAAAACAGCAGCAGUAUGUGGUCUCUGUUGCUGGCACAAUUGCGCAAAAAAAAAAACCCAACAGUGUAAACGGUGUAAAGAUAAAGAGUAGGCUGGUUUACCCUGUAGCCUCACUGAAAACACCAUGACAUGAUGAAGCAACAGAGAUUUUUGACGUUCAAAGAUUUUUGCAGCAUUUUUUGUGUUUGAUUCUUUGCUGAUCUCAAAAAACAACAUGCCCCACGCUCGAAAUAGGAACCCUAGCCCCAUCCCAGAGGUAACAUGGGACACGGGAUUGAAGGAGAUGAACGAGACCUGGAAAGGAGCUAUAGCCUGUCUCGGGGUGGCUGUCUUCUUUGUCAUGACAAUCGGGAUCAUUUACUGGCAAGUGGUGGACCAGCCCAACAAGAACUGGAUCCUCAGGGGGACAUUUAGCGGGCUGAUCUGGGAGAGAAGAACCCACUCGCUGGUCAUACAGACCCUGGCGGAGGACAAGACCUAUGUGGAGAUAGACGUCGGGAACGUGGGGAACCCCGACAUCGAGGUUCCCUUCGUGAGGAACCUGUGCUGGUUGAAUAAAACGGAGUUCUGCUAUACGUGGGACUCGGUGGCCGAGGUGAAGAUCUCGCUGGAGGUGAACGAGGAGACGGAGACGGAGUGCUACAGUAUGACUUGGGCGCCGGUGCACUGUCAUGUGGAGUUGAAGGACUGCUUCUCCAUGACCAACGUGUCCUGGUACGGCGGCGCCAGUGUCCGAGGUCAGACGUGGCCGAUCAAUGAUCAGAACGCCACCACACAGCCCUUCACUGUGAGUGAUCUAAAGGACAACCCCUUUGGCUUCGGCUCUGCCCUGGAACGCUACUUCCUGGGUUCAUCAGGUGUUGCAGUACUUGUAUCUCCUGAUAUUCCCCUGCAGCUGGGGGUGGACAGCAGACAGCAAUUCUGCCUGCAGUCACUGCCCAGUAUGGAGCGUCUCCCUUUACAGUACACUGUUUGUGUGGCCCACAACGUGAAAGCUGUUCACCAGGAAGCAGUGCAGCAACUCUCCCAGCACAGCAGGGAGCUGCCCAACAUGAAAGCGCUGUGGCUGCCGUUCUGGAAGCUGCUCGCCAACGUGGACUCAGGGCCAAAGGUGGAGAGGGAGCUGAGGACCUUCUCUAAUCGUCUGAGGAGACACCAGCUGGGGGAGGGAGUCAUCAGCCUCAAUGAACAUUCCACCACCCUCCUCUCUGAUAUGGACCAUGACUACCUCAACAGCAGGAAAAGGGGGAUGUCCAAGAGACUGACCAGGGACCUCCCACUUGUCAAGCUUCUUAACAUUUCCAUCACCCUUUCCCCUUUCCUGGGCGUGGACACCACGCAGUUCCACACCUCCCUCAUGGACGGCACUGAGGCCUACUGGCUCAGUCUCCCCUCAGCCCCCCAGGGACAACUGAUCCCUGUGAUGAGUCAGUGGCGAGGAAAGUUCUGUGUAAAGCUGAACAUCACCAACCCAGGAGCGGUGAGCUGGUUCCUGGACAGAGUGGGAUCCCUGCAGGCCCAUUUGGGGAUGGAGUACAUCAUGCUGGAGGGGGGUGAAGGGAAUCUGUUUGAGGAGCAAGCCCUGCAGCCACCACAGGCUCUCGGUGGGGACAAGUACAUCAGUCUGCUGGCCGACUUGGCCACAAAGAUAGGAGACUCCACCAUUGUGACAGCAGGGACACGGUCCAGCCAUAAGCCUCUGUUUGUGAGGAUGACCCCCCUGCAGUCCAACUGGAGCCCAAUGGGCCUAAAGGGCAUCAUUCCCUCCCUGCUGCACCACACUCUGCUGGGAUACAACUUCCUCAUUCCUGAUGCAGUAGGUGGCUCUCUAUCUGGAGACCUGGUCACAGAUGAGGAGUUGUUCAUCCGUUGGCUGGAGAUCACAGCCUUUCUUCCUGUUAUCAGCUUCCACACACCACCCUGGGUCUGCGGAGAGGACCGGGUGCUAAACGUAACUCGGACCUACAUAGCAAAGCACCAGAGGGAUGUAGUCCCAUUGAUAGAAAAGUAUGCAGAGGAGUGGCGGAUGACAGGAAACCCCAUCUACCGGCCAAUGUGGUGGCUCAGUCCAAGCGACCCCAUGACUUUCACCAUUGAUGACCAGUUCCUCAUCGGAGACGAGGUCCUGGUGGCACCGGUGGUGGAGAAGGGUGCAGUGCAGAGGGAUAUUUAUUUACCUGACGGCGGCUUUAAGUGGCAGGACAGCCAGAACGCUCAGGUGUUUGAUGGGGGCAUGUUCCUACAGGAUUACCCAGUGCCCUUGGAGGAGGUGGCCGUUUUCUUACGGAGAAGCUGAGUCAUGUGACUGAUCCAUCCAGUCACGUGACUUAUCCUGUUACUGUUUUGAAUGAAAUUAUUUUUUUCUUUUUUCUUUUUAAAUACUUGUGCUGUUGUCAACUUGCACUUUUCCACUAAAGACCAUUGACACUGUCUCAAGGCCCUGUCUUGAGAUUAUAUGUAGAAAGAUUUUUUUUUAUACUUGCACUUUACAGUUCAAAAUGAUGUGGGGGGUUUUUUGUGACAAUUUUUCUCUUCCUUUUUUAAAAUGUUAAUCGGUUUUACCUCUUGGCUGAUUUGUUUCUGGACUUUUUGAUCUGUUCUGCUUUUUUCGUAUGUAAGUUCCCGGAGAAAUCUGUGUGUUUACAUACUGCAUUUCUACAGUCUUUACAUUUUUUAGUUGCUGCUGGCUCUCUUGAUAAGGAGGAACAAAGCAAGCCCCUUGUUUGCUUCAAAAUAAUCUGAAUCUCUCAAGAAGACCAAAUGAAGACAUAGAACGAUGAAGGAAAAUGGUUGAAAGGUUUUUUUUUUCUUAUUGGGAGGAAUUUAGCUCACAGAAAGCUUCGUACUGAGACUGACGCGCCGUGGUACCGUAUGUCUUGCUCACUCAUCAGAAAGGCUUUUACUUGAACUCAGGCCAACGGGCCAAUGUUUUAUGAAUGUACCUCAGGUUGUGGUUGUUCACUGCUUUACUGAGUCAUCAGACACAACAAUCUAUCGCCCCAUAGCACUUAUUCUUAGAGUAGUUUAACUUUUUUUAUCUUAUUUAUCAACACCACUCUGUUGGACACGUCUGAAUGUCCCUUAGUACUGUAGGCCAGAUGAACUUAAGGCCAAGCCACUGUAAUUGUAACUCUGGCUAUAUUUGAAUUUAGAUUAUAUGUUACCUUUUUACUAACCUGCUGUAGUAAGGGCUUUUAAAUGGGCUGCUGAUUUUUGUCUGAUGUUGUGUUGAUAUGCUCUUUCAUCUUCAUGGGUACCAAAUUAAGCCCGAAAGAAAAGCCUUAUUGACGACACUGCAGAGGUUGAAAUGAGAUUUUUAAUAGACUGAUGGACUGGUGGGAAAUUUGCUUUCUUGCAGAGUUAGAUGAGAAGACCAAUACCACUCUCAUAUCUAUACGGGUAAAUAUUAAGCUACACCAAACAGCCAGUUGGCUAGCCUGGUCCAAAGGUAACAACAUAUGACUACCAGCACCUCUAAAGCUCACUAAUUAAGGUUAUAACUCAUUUGUUUAAUCUGCAUAAAACCAAUGUGUAGUUGUUUGUUUGUUGUUGUUUUGUGGGACUAUUUCUUGGCUAGAAGCAGUGACUUCCUCCAGUUUCUCCUGGCUGUAGGCUUCCUAUUUACCAUGCAGAUAUGAAAGUGGUAUCAAUGUUCUCAUCUAAGUUUCAAAAAGAAAGCAAAUAUGCCCUAACCAAAAUGACAGAAUGUUCCUCUUAUCGGACGAUGUGGGGGAAGGAGCUCUUCAGACCCCAAAUAACAUAAAUACAUGUGUAAUAUGUGUAAGAAAUGUCUAUUGCAGCCAUCUUGGAUUUUUCAGAAAUUGUUGAAAGCAUCACCUGACAUUUCACCGACGUGCAGCGGCCACUUGACAUAAACCCUGACAAGUAAUUACAUUUCUGCCCGUGUGUACCCUUCACUUAGCUUCCUCUUUGGGCUGUGCUUGUAAUCACAUCCACUUCUGUCACUUGCUUUAGUUCAGUAGUAUUACUUAUGUAGGAGACAUUUUAUUUUAUUUGGUUUUAACCCUGACUCAAUGCUUUAAGCAUAUAAUAUGUAAAUGAGAUGACUGAUUUUCUUUUGUGAUUAUAUUCAAAACUAGCCCAUGGAGAAAUUGCACCACGAUGCAUUGCUCUAUGUGUAGAUAGUUAGUUUGACAGUGCUCGUUGGCAGUGCUUUUCUGUAUUGAUUUGUUCUUCACAAGACAAUCUUAACUGGCCAGCAGUGAUGAUACAGACUCUGAAACCUUAUCACUUAGCGAAUGCUUUACCACUAAAUUGAUUGUGUAACUUUGAUCUAUAAAGUUUACUGUAUCAACUCGAACACUCAGGUCUACUGAAGCUUAUCAAAUCACCAAAUGUCUUAGUGCAACGCAGUAUGUUGUGAACACAUUGACGUCUUAAUCUCUCCUAGAGCUGAAUGUACAAUGGACAAACUGUGAUUUCCCACCCGAGCCCUUUGUGCGAGGAGGUUUUCUAGCUCCCGUUCUAAUGCUUUUAUGGAAUGCUGUGGUAUGUUCACGUAUAAGUUGCACGAAAAAGCUUUGAUGUGUUAUUCCUUCCCUUUACAGACUGAGCGAACCAUGUGCCUUAAUAUGCCACUCUUAAAUCUGGACAACACGAGUGUCUGGAUUAUUGCAGUAUCAGCAAUGUACAUAUUACGAUGACUGUGCCAUUACAAGUAUUUUUCUCUUCUGUAAAUCAGAGAACUUAGAACGACAAAGUUGCAAUAAAGUUUACAUUUUCUUACUUCA